Messenger RNA from Hippoglossus stenolepis (Pacific halibut), 643 nucleotides. It is a transcript of the gene tmem141, whose product is annotated as transmembrane protein 141. The transcript is spliced from 6 exons. NCBI's taxonomy places the organism in Eukaryota, Metazoa, Chordata, Actinopteri, Pleuronectiformes, Pleuronectidae. Bases 158 to 535 code for a protein of 125 amino acids. The record is from RefSeq and is a predicted model, not a curated record.
AUCUUUAAAAAUGUCCUGUAGUGAGCGGUUGCAGUACUUCCUCCUCUCCUUUAGAUGUCGCUAGUGGUUCAAGCAAACUUGCUGCUCACUUCUCUUGAUCAGAUUCUUUUCUCGCAGCACGGAAGUUGUAUAACAUCACAGAGAAGCGGGAGGAAACAUGGUGAAUCUCGGUCUGACCAGAGUGGACGACGCGCUGGCCGCUAAACAUCCGGGUUUAGAGACGUAUGCUGCCUGUCAGUCUGGCGCCUUCAUGAAGGGAACUGGGACCUUUAUACUGGGUGCUGCUGGUUUAAUUGCCGUUCAAAAGGCUAUACAGAGGAAACUUCCUUAUCCUCUUCAGUGGAGCCUGCUCAUUUCAAUAGUGGCCUCCUCAGUUGGCAGUUAUGCUGUGACUCGCUGGGAAUCACAGAAAUGCUCAGAUCUCUGGCUGCUGCUGGAAACAGGAAAAAUCCCGGACAGAUCCCCACCACAGCUGCCUAAACCGGAGGAACCGAAGGGACCCGGGAAGACAAAAUAUGGCGACGUAAUAGAUUGAACAUGAUCAUAAAUAAAAACAUAUUUAUACUGUAUAUAACUGAUGAAGAAAUAUCUUAUGCAUAGUUGUCUGAUGAUAAUGGCUGAAUAAAAGAACUACUUGAUGAGG